CGCCGCCGCCGCCGCCCGCGGGCACAAAGCGCUGCUUGCUGCUCUUGCGGGCGACUCUCGCGCGGAGCUUCCUCCGGGGCGACCCCCGGGUUGCCCCUCCACCCCACCCCAUGCCCCGACGGCUCUGGCUGCAAUUGCUGGCUGCUCCUCGGAGCCGCGUCGGAACCGAGCAGCCCUCCCGGGUCUGAGCCUCGCUUCCACCCCUCCGUCUCUACCCCACCCGCUCCAGUUUCCUCUCCGGUCCGCCGCCGCCGCCGCUGCCGCUAUGGACGGCAAGCCCUUGCUGCAGGACCGGCCGCCGCCCUAUAGCCCCUACGGGCCGGCGGGCAACUAUCCAGCCCAUACCUACGGGGCCAUCCCGCCGGCGCCGCCCUACCCGUUCCCCGCCGCGGGGACCGGACCAGGAUAUACAGCUCCAGCUGCUUCACAGCCACAUAACUAUCCCAAUACUACGUAUACCAUAAUCCAGCAGCCCGCUUCCACCACAUCUGUUAUUGUCGUUGGUGGCUGCCCAGCUUGCAGAGUCGGCGUCCUGGAAGACACCUUUACCUGCCUUGGCAUCCUCUGCGCCAUCUUGUUUUUCCCCAUUGGGAUUAUCUUUUGCCUCGCCUUGAGACAACGAACGUGUCCUAACUGCGGGGCCACGUUUGGUUAAGGGAUCAGCCCCCCCUCCCCAGCUCAGCCCGGAGGCUUUGAGGAGCUGUACCCCCUUUUUUUUCUAAUGUAAAUGUCAUAUACAAUCAAGUCGAUGCGUCGGAGCUGAUUUUGUAAAAAAAAAAAAAAAAAUACAAUUAUUACCAAGCA
Messenger RNA from Crotalus tigris (Tiger rattlesnake), 804 nucleotides. It is a transcript of the gene BRI3, whose product is annotated as brain protein I3. Bases 266 to 655 code for a protein of 129 amino acids. Lineage: Eukaryota; Metazoa; Chordata; Lepidosauria; Squamata; Viperidae. The record is from RefSeq and is a predicted model, not a curated record. The transcript has 3 exons.